UCGUCACUGUGAGAGUAACAUUGUGUCUAGUUGUGAUACUUUAUUACUACAGGUAUUUGAUUCACCUGCAGUGAGUGGUACAGCUGCCCGGGUACACUCACCCCUGCAUCUCAUACACACACUGACAUUACAUACAUAACACACACCCGACUGCAUAUACAUAACACAUACCCCCUGCAGCUUAUACACACACUGACAUUACAUACAUAACAUACACCCGACUGCAUAUACAUAACACAUAGCCCCUGCAGCUCAUACACACACUGACAUUACAUACAUAACAUACACCCGACUGCAUAUACAUAACACAUAGCCCCUGCAGCUCAUACACACACUGACAUUACAUACAUAACAUACACCCGACUGAGUGACUGCACAUACAUAACACAUACCCUCUGCAGCUCAUACACACACACUGACAUUACAUACAUAACUCAUAUAGUUGUCUGACUGCCAUAUACACACAACAGACCCACUACACAUAUAUAACACAGACAGACAUAACACACAGUCCCUGCUGCUCAAACACACACACUGACAUUACUUAUAUAACACACCUGUCUGUGCAUACUUAACACACAGCCACUUCAGCUCUCUCACACACUGACAUUACAUACAUGAAACACAGAACACAUAUAGUUUUCUGAUAGCACAUAAAUAACACACAGUUAUCUGAUAGCACAUACAUAACACACAGCUGACAGUACACAUACAUCUGACACGAUACACAGUGGCAGUUACACUUUAUCUAGCUGUGACACUAUAUGUGAUACAGCUGCCCAGCUACAUAACCUGCAUUACAGACCCAGAGCACACACAUACAGCUGACAACACACUGAUACCAAACACAGCUAACACACAUAACAAUAACAUCAUCAGAAGUUCAGAAACUCACAGAUAUGUAUUACUGCAAUGGUGAUAACUGCAACCAGACCGACAACGCCAAGGAUAAAGGACAUCCACGAAAUCUGAUCCCAGAACUGUGCAGACAGUUCUAUAACUUGGGUUGGGUGACUGGUACCGGCGGGGGGAUCAGUCUGAAGUAUGGGGAAGAAAUCUAUAUUGCACCUUCAGGGGUUCAGAAGGAACGAAUUCAGCCAGAUGAUCUGUUUGUUUGUGACAUUGAUGAGCGUGAUAUCUGCUGCCCACCUCCUUACAAAAACUUGAAGAAGAGCCAGUGCACGCCUCUUUUUAUGAACGCCUACACUAUGAGAGGGGCAGGCGCUGUGAUCCACACUCACUCUAAGGCCGCAGUUAUGGCUACAUUGCUCUUCCCAGGGAAGGAAUUCCGCAUCACACACCAGGAAAUGAUCAAAGGGAUCAGAAAGUGCAGCUCUGGCGGGUAUUACAGAUACGACGACCUCCUCGUGGUUCCUAUUGUGGAGAAUACUCCUGAGGAGAGAGACCUGAAGGAUCGUAUGGCUAGAGCCAUGACCGAGUACCCCGACUCCUGCGCCGUACUGGUCAGGCGACAUGGGGUUUACGUCUGGGGAGAUUCAUGGGAGAAAGCGAAAACCAUGUGUGAGUGUUAUGAUUACCUCUUUGAUAUCGCAGUGCAAAUGAAGCAGCAUGGUCUGGAUCCAUCAUCUCUUCCAAUGGAAGACAAGGGAAUCUGUUAAGCACUCAAAGUUGGAAUCACAUGGAUGCUAGAACUGGAAAAAUGUGCACAGAUACUAUAAUUAACCAUUGGAUGUCUCCUCCUGCCUGCUGUUCGUCUGUUUCUGUAAUGUCCUUAUUGCCUGUGGCAGUUCCCUGGUUAUACCGCUGUAUAAAUGUCCUGGUCACAGUAACGUGCGGCUGUGUUUUCAUUGUAGCACAGGAAACAACAAAUAUAUCCAAGACAACAGUUAGCAAGAAGAUUGAGGUUCCAGUCACACGCUUCUUAGGAAUACAAGGUUAUAAUUUGCGGAUUUUUCAAGCCCUGUUGUAGUGAUUCUUUUAAUUGUAAGAACUGGUCUCUGAAAGUUUAAGGAUGCUCUAGGAAUGAGGGAAACUUUCAUCGAACAGGUCAGUUUACACCGUGCCUGAGGAUGCCAUGGUCUGUGGAGUUCUGUCAUUGCCUCGGGCACCAGCCUGUUAUCGGAGAACCUGGAACCAAAAUACUUACAGAUACUCACCUGGGGUUGUUUGUAGGGGCUCUAGACAGCACACAUCUGCCGUUGUCUUCUCAUAAAGGGUCAUAUUUUCUAAAGCUCUCUGCUCUGGUGAGGCUAUCUAAUAAAUCCUGUAGGUACUGUGA
Molecule: messenger RNA, 2239 nt
Organism: Bombina bombina (fire-bellied toad)
Lineage: Eukaryota; Metazoa; Chordata; Amphibia; Anura; Bombinatoridae
Gene: APIP
Product: APAF1 interacting protein
Exons: 7
Coding region: 900-1619 (239 amino acids)
Cellular component (GO): cytoplasm
Molecular function (GO): metal ion binding; methylthioribulose 1-phosphate dehydratase activity
Source: RefSeq, a predicted model, not a curated record